Molecule: messenger RNA, 8521 nt
Organism: Lepidothrix coronata (blue-crowned manakin)
Lineage: Eukaryota; Metazoa; Chordata; Aves; Passeriformes; Pipridae
Gene: ITGAV
Product: integrin subunit alpha V
Exons: 30
Coding region: 14-3133 (1039 amino acids)
Biological process (GO): integrin-mediated signaling pathway; cell-matrix adhesion; cell-cell adhesion
Cellular component (GO): external side of plasma membrane; integrin complex
Molecular function (GO): integrin binding
Source: RefSeq, a predicted model, not a curated record
GCGGCGGGGGGCGAUGCUGCUCCGGCUGGAGGCGAUGCCGGUCCUGCUGGUCCUGCUGGGAGCCGCGCUGCGCCCGGCCGGUGCCUUCAACCUGGACGUGGAGCGCCCGGCCGUCUACUCGGGCCCGGCGGGCAGCUACUUCGGCUUCGCCGUGGACUUCUUCGCUCCCGACCCGUCUUCGACGUAUCUUCUGGUGGGAGCUCCGAAGGCAAACACCACCCAGCAGAACAUCGUGGAAGGAGGGCAGGUGCUCAAAUGUAACUGGAACUCCAACAGGAACUGCCAGCCCAUCAUAUUUGACGACACAGGUAACAGAGAUUUCGCUCCUGAUGAUCCGCUGGAAUUUAAGUCUCAUCAGUGGUUUGGAGCCUCUGUGAGAUCCCAAAAUGAUAAAAUUCUGGCCUGUGCCCCACUGUACCACUGGAGAACUGAAACAAAACAAGAGAGAGAGCCUGUAGGAACUUGUUACCUGCUUGCUGGGUCGAAAUUCGUGGAAUAUGCUCCCUGCAGGUCAACAACUAUUGAUGCAGAUGGGCAGGGAUUUUGUCAAGGUGGAUUUAGUAUUGACUUUACAAAGGGAGACAGGGUGCUGCUUGGAGGACCUGGAAGUUUUUACUGGCAAGGCCAGCUUAUUUCUGAUCGAGUGACGGAGAUUGUGGCUAAAUACGACUCCAAGGUCUACAGCACCAAGUAUGAUGACCAGCUGGCAACCAGACCUGCCAGUGCUGCUUUUGAUGACAGCUACUUGGGUUACUCGGUGGCUGUUGGAGACUUCAAUGGUGAUGGCAUAGAAGACUUUGUAUCGGGAGUCCCAAGAGCAGCGAGAACCCUGGGAAUGGUGUCCAUUUACAAUGGGAAGAACAUGUCUUCCAUGUACAACUUCACUGGAGAGCAGAUGGCCGCCUAUUUUGGGUAUUCGGUGGCUGCCACAGACAUCGAUGGGGACAAUUUUACAGAUCUGUUUAUUGGAGCCCCCCUUUUUAUGGAUCGAGGCUCAGAUGGGAAGCUUCAGGAGGUCGGCCAAGUGUCCAUUUGCCUCCAGAGAUCCUCUGGAGGGUUCCAGACCUCCAAGCUGAACGGCUUCGAGAUCUUCGCGCGGUUCGGCAGCUCCAUUGCCCCCCUGGGGGACCUGGACCAGGACGGCUUCAACGAUAUUGCAGUGGCUGCACCGUACGGUGGAGAGGACAAGAGAGGACUUGUCUACAUCUACAAUGGGAGAGCAAGUGGUUUGAAUGCAGUGCCAUCCCAGAUUCUGGAAGGGCAGUGGGCCGCUCGCACGAUGCCACCCAGCUUUGGGUACUCGCUGAAAGGAGCCACGGACGUGGACAAAAAUGGAUAUCCAGACUUGAUUGUUGGAGCCUUUGGUGUUGACACGGCUGUUCUGUACAGGGCUAGACCAGUUAUUAGAGUAAAUGCUGCUCUGGAAGUCAAUCCAACCAUUCUAAACCCAGAAAACAAAGCCUGUUCACUGGGAGAUGUAAAAGUUUCUUGCUUCAAAGUAAAGUUCUGCUUAAAAGCGGAUGGCAAAGGAAAGCUCCCCAACUCACUCAAUUUCCAAGUGGAGCUGCUGUUGGAUAAACUUAAACAGAAAGGAGCUAUAAGGAGAGCUCUCUUUCUCCACAGCAAACAACCCAGCCACUCCAAAAACAUGACUAUUACAAAGGGGGGCAAAAUGAACUGCGAAGAACUCGAUGCCUUCUUGAGGGAUGAAUCUGAAUUUAGAGACAAGCUAACUCCCAUCACUAUCUUCAUGGAAUAUCGUCUGGAUUACAGAACAGCUGCAGAUGCAACAGGAUUGCACCCUAUCCUCAACCAGUUCACCCCUGCUAAUAUGAGCAGACAGGCACACAUUCUGCUGGACUGUGGGGAUGAUAAUAUCUGCAAACCAAAGCUGGAGGUGUCAGUAGAAAGUGACCAGAAGCAGAUCUACAUUGGUGAUGACAACCCCUUGACCCUCAUUGUCAGUGCUCAGAACCAAGGGGAAGGAGCCUACGAAGCAGAGCUCUUUGUCGUCGUCCCGCCCCAAGCGGAUUUCAUCGGAGUUGUUCGUAACAACGAGGCUUUAGCCAGACUGUCCUGUGCAUUUAAAACAGAGAACGAGACUCGCCUGGUGGUUUGUGACCUGGGAAAUCCCAUGAAAGCAGGAACUAAGCUGCUGGCUGGCCUGCGUUUCAGUGUGCACCAGCAGUCCGAGAUGGACACCUCUGUCAAGUUCGACUUGCAAAUCCGAAGUUCCAACCUGUAUGACAAUCUAAGCCCAGUAGCAUUCUAUCAGGCUGACCUUGCCAUUUUAGCAGCUGUUGAAAUCAGAGGUGUGUCAUCUCCUGAUCACAUAUUCCUUCCCAUUGCAAACUGGCAGCCGAAGGAGAACCCAGAAACAGAAGAGGAUAUUGGGCCUCUAGUUCAGCAUAUUUAUGAGCUGAGAAACAACGGUCCAAGUGCAUUCAGCAAGGUGAUGAUGACCCUGCAGUGGCCCUACAAGUACAAAAACAACACACUGCUCUACAUUGUCCAGUAUGAGAUCGAUGGUCCCAUGAACUGCACUUCUGACAUGGAAAUCAAUCCCUUGAAAAUUAAGAUUUCUGCUUCUAAGGAUGAUGAUAAGAAUGACACAGUUGCCAGGGAAGAUAACCGUGACCAUCGCAUCAGCCGGAGGGAUUUGGCUGCUGCUGAGGGGGACGUGCAGACCUUGGGCUGUGGAACUGCUGACUGUUUGAAGAUUGUGUGUCAAGUUGGCCACCUGGAAAGGGGAAAGAGUGCAAUAUUGUAUUUAAAAUCACGCCUUUGGACCCAAACUUUCAUGAAUAAGGAGAAUCAGAAUCACUCCUACUCCCUCAAAUCAUCUGCUUCUUUUAGUGUUAUCGAGUUCCCUUAUAAGAACCUCUCCUUUGAAGAUAUCCACAACUCCACAGUUGUUACUACAAAUAUUACCUGGGGCAUUCAACCACAGCCUAUGCCGGUGCCCGUGUGGGUUAUAAUUUUGGCUGUCCUGGCAGGGUUACUGCUCUUGGCUGUUCUAGUGUUUGUUAUGUACAGGAUGGGCUUUUUCAAACGUGUGAGGCCACCUCAGGAAGAACAAGAAAGAGAACAACUGCAACCACACGAGAAUGGGGAAGGAACAUCAGAAGCUUAAGCAGAGUUUUAUCUGUGAGACAUUCUGAAAUUUCAAAUUGCCUGCAUCUUGGUUACAAAUAUUGGCUUCCCCAUCAACAACAACAAAAAAAACACAACUGCAGAGCUGCUGGUCUCGGCAUCAGCACCUGCAAAAUAAGAGCAAUAUAUUUAAAUCCUCCUUUUUGUAUUAAUUUCUGUUCAUGCCUGCAACUAAUGCAGCUGCACUGAGUGGUGGGUGAGAAAAACUCACCUGCUAUGUAGUGCUUUGACUUUGCUUGCUGGGACACAGGAGACAUCAUCUUUUUUGGUUCACAUACCAACUUUCCAUGAAUUUCUACAUGGAUACUGCAUUUGCUCUUGAAGCCAACAGUUUCUGUAGGUACUUGUUGCAUUACAUGUUUAGUUUUGGUUGAUUUUUGUUGGAGUACACUACAUUUCAUUUUCUAGCUCUUCAAAGUUAGUUGCACAAAAAAAAAUGAAUGUAGCUUGUUUUACAGAACUGAAGAAUGUUCUUUGACCCGUUAACUCUGAUGAGUUUUUUCUCCUGCUCAAAAAAAUAUGAAAUAUUCAGUGGAAUCAUUCACAUCUGAUAGCUGUUCUUGUUACCCUGCUCAGUGAUCUGUCUUGUGGUUUCCCUCUAGAUUUUACAAAUACUGUUCUCCCUGGGUUUCUGACUGUGGGGAUUGAGCCUACAAACACAAAAUGAGCAAUAGGAAGCUGGGGCUGAUGUCCUUUCUAUGGGACCUAGGGAAAAGAUUCAGGGCAAGAUCCAAAGACUCUGCUAUGUGUUUCCACAGAGCAGGAUCCAGGUGUUGCACAGAAUUCUUGGCAGCACAGACUCAUUCACAUACUGCCAGGGACAAGAUGUUGGAUUGUGGCUGCCCACAGACAUGCCUGAGGAAAUCCAUAGCCUGAAUGUCCACAAGACAAACCUCCACAGGGUUUGAAAUGAAGUCUGUAUCUUACUUGGACUGAGUUUCUGUUUCUGGCAGUGGAGGGAAUACCCUGUGACAGGUUACCUGAUGCAGGAGCUGUUGUUCAUUCUCACAUUUUGUGGUUGCCCGUGCCUGAGUGCAGGAUGGAAUAACACAGGGAAUGUUUGAACCAGGCUACCUGCCAGCUAUGUGGAUCCUGGCCACACUCACACCUGCCUUGCCUCCUGCCCUGAGAGAACAGUGAGCUUGUCAAAUGAGGCAAAGCAGAGCUGGCAACAUGAGAGGAUUUGAAAAGAGAAGGUUGAUGUGGCUUAUUUGAUUUCACUCAUUCGUUGUUUCAUUGGCUUGUUUCCUUUCACUCAUUUAUUGGAUGUUCCACUACACAAAAGACAUUUCAUUGCACAAGACAUUUCAUUAUGUUCAGUACAUUUCAUUACCAGAAAAGACACUAAAUAUUUUGUUUCAUUGUUGUUUCUUUAACCUUACCGAAGGUCAGUGGUUUAAAAAGCCACAGCCUUACAUCAUUCUUAGCCUAUUUCCCUCACCACUGGUGUAGUAAAGUGAAGCUUCUUACACUUCUGAGAGAACACGAGAAUAUUGUCUGUGCUCUUCAGUAAACAAGUAACUACAAAUUAGGAGGUGGUUCAGCUUGUAACCACAGGUAACUGUUGCACAGAUCUUAGAGUGGACAUAAACUGUUACAAAGGUGCCAUCUAUGAGAAGUUUAUAAUGUAAUUUAUUCCCUUCUGGGAAUAAAUUACCUUAUAAACUCCCUGUGUGCAGCCCACAUACACAAAGGAAGUCUUCUACUGUAUUUACACCACUGAGAUUUCUAUGUAGACAAGCUCUUAAAAGGACAAAAGAUCUAGUUGGUUUGGUUUUGUACCUUGGGGUUUUUGUUCAAAGCUGCUUCUCCCCCAUAAAUACUGCAAAUCCUGCUAAACCCAGAAUUCUCUGAAAUGAACAGUUUGAUUCAAGUCUUAUUUCUGCAUCCUUUCAGAGGUUUAAAAUCCACAAAUGGAUUUUGGUGUUAAGUCCAUUCUUACUCGCUGAACCACGAUGGCAUCUGAGCCCUUAAGGAAGACAGCACAAAGUCUGUGGGGGCCAGUAGGUACACCAGAUAUAGGCUUGCAUAUUUAUCCAUUUACAUGGGUUUGUUUUAGACAGUUUGUUUAGAUAUGAUUACUUUAUAUGAAAGGCCGUAGGGCGUAAUUUUGUUUUAACUGAAUUUUCGAGGUCUUCAGUGUGGCCAAAAAUGUUUUAUUUUUUGCCUUUACUUUUAGUGUUGUUACUAAUUCUGUAGUAAAGCAUCAGGAGUGAGGCUUUAAUCCUGGCCUCAAAAUGUGUCUUUGAUAGAACAGCAUUUCACUUCCUUGUAGUUCACACACUUUGUCAACUGAUUAUCUGUGUGCAGGGAGAUUGGGUUUACCCAGUCUUAAUCUUAGUAGGUUAAGAGGUUUAAGAGACUGGCAGACAGAUUAUAGCUCUAAUUCUUACAUGUGUGCUUUCAUUACAUGUACACACCACGUUGACUUGAAAUUUAUGAGACUACUUGCAUGUCCAGGCGUUAUAAGGAGAUUAAAAAACUGAUUUUAGAGAAGCACCAUCAAGAUCUCUCCAGCUCACAUGGAAGGGGUACUGCAGCACUGUUAAUUCCAGUGCUAACUGCAUCCUCAUUUUACUGUGCAAACUGGAAACUCAUUUUGCUGACUUUCAGGAUAAAAAGGUACAUUUUAUUGGUACAACUACUGUAGCUUACAGAAAGUUUCUUCCAUUUUUGAAGUUACAUAAAGUAGUACUUAUUUAAGUGAUUUUUUUUUAUUUCCUGCAUCCUGCUGGAGAGUAAAAGCAAAUAGUUGCUUCUCUUACGUCCACUGAUUUCCAGUUUGGUUAAAAACCCCACAGGAGCACAGGGGGGUACAGGUUACUUGGUGAACACAGAUGUAAAACCUCAAACUCAGGUUAAAGUAACAUUUGUGUUUCAGGGAGGUUCCGAACUGGAAGUUUUCCCGAGUGGGGAUGCAGGAAACAUUUGGCAGCAAUAAGAUUCCAGACUUUGUAUGUCCUCGUGUCAGUAUAAAUUUCAUACUGACUUCCAGGUGUCGGUGUAUUCUUAUAGCAAAUAUUGUAGAACGAUGGGAAAUUUUUUAAAGAAACUUUUAGAAAAUGUGGUUUGGAAUGAAAUUAAUGUCUUUGAGUGAAAACUGAUGUGCAUAAGAUGCAUGCUGGAAGCAUUUUAAAAAAAUACAAGUACAGAAACAGAGAAUUAGCCUUCUUCUUUUGAGAGUUCUGUUUCAGAAGCAUAUUUUUUAUGAAUAUAGAAUCAACAGCUAUGUAAUUAUUUAGACAAUAAAAACAUUUUAAAAGAGCUAUAUCUUUUAUAAUGGAAUAUGAAUUUAUAUAAGUACUCCAGUUUGCAAUUAUUGCAGCAUCUCAUGAUCAGUGAAGUGAUUUGUAUUACAAAAUGCAUAUUAUCUAUUACUAUAUCUGACAAUAUUUUGAAAAUGUAAAGCAAGGAACCUAAUUUAUAGGUUUACAACUCUUUCGAGAAACGAUGAAAUUGUGGAGAAAGCUUUUUUUUUUUUUGAAGCGUGACUGUAAAGACAAGUAUGGGCUAUGUUUAUCAAUAUAAUUUGAAAUCUUUGAGGAAAUUUUUUGUAUCAAGUUCAUAAUUUUAUUUUUCCCGUUUUUGUGUUUUAAAUUUUGAUUUACGUGUUGAACUUUGAUUCGCGUAGUGUUUGUGGAAACUUUAAGAAAGUUUAUUACACGUGCUCUUUCUUUAUAAAGCAUUUAUUCCAAGGAAAUAUUUUAAAUAUUUAAUUGUUUCUAAACUUGUGUUAACACUUAAAUAAUCUUUAAGGUACCCUGUCACGGGUAUAUUGAGAAUAUUUCGGCCAUAAUCAGCAUUGUCUUGGUUUUGAAGGAUUCCUGUUGCACUUACAUUUUUGCAACAUUUGGCUUUGUUGGAGUUACCCUGAUGGUAUUUUUUCCCUACACCCUCACAGUCACAGAGCAGUGAAAAUUGGGUCAGGUUUUGUCUUUGGUCCGGACCAACGUGAUCCUUUGUGUUCAACGCUGCCGGCUGUUAAUGAGGGGGGGAAAAAGGGAUUUUAUAAGAGCAAAACGGAAAUCCAAACAACGCAAAGGGAGUGGCAGACACCCCACAUGAGCCUCACAGCAAAAAGGCUGUGGUUUGUCUGUCUGGGAGGUGGGAAGAACCCGUUGGUUCUCCGUUGGCAGUGGCCUCCUGGCAGGACCAAAUGCCAGUUUGGGUCACGAUGAUGUGCUGUGCUUGGGCAGCUCUCGUGGAUUUGGUUGGAUUGGAACUCUUUGGUACUGAAUCUCUCCGUUCUAAUUCCCACACGAGCAGCUCUAGUUGGCUGCCAAGUCGUUCAUUUUCGUUUGCCUGCGAAGGGAUGUGGCAUUUGUUGGCCUACACUGUCUGGAAGGACAAACAAACCCGGUGUGUCCAGCUGAGGUGAGGAAUGAACAGAACAGGAUGUUUUUGAUCGCCCACAUUGGGUGAACCACGAUGUAUAUUCUCAAGUGUAUCCAUUACUAAUUGAGUUAUUGAGGACUGGUACAAUUAAGUCCAUUGUGGAAAGUUCGAGUAGAGGCUGUACAACAGUGGUUUUGAAUCUGUAAUGUUACUACUGUUACAUAUGUGAUUAUGGUAUUUAGGAUUUUGGUGUAUUUUUUUUCCCAGCGUGUAGAAUUUUAAUGUAACACAGGAAAUCUAACCUUUCAUGUAAUGACCUUCUCCAGAUAUGCUGCAUUAAAGUUGAGUAACUCGACCCCUGGCUUUUGCAAAGUGAUUGAAGAUUUAACGUAGCAUUUGAAUCUUCAGAAAAAACUUGGACAGGUUUUACUUUUCUAGUCCACGAAGGAAACCUGUAUUUGCUAUUAUACAAAUAUGCUGAAAAUGUAACAUGUUAUUUCUUUGUAAUGGAUUUUUUUUGCCUUUUUUGUUGUUUUUUUUGUUUGUUUGUUUUUGCUCGUGCAUUAAAUCAGAAGAGCAUUGUUUGCACAAGCAGGAACUUAACACACUAACAAAAGUGCUGCAUUUUGUGUUUCUUAGUCAUGUAGUGAAUAUUUGUAAAAUAAAUGGGAAUAUUUUCAGUUACUCUGAACUUGUUUCCAAGGUCUUCGGUACAUUUAAGGAGAGGAAUAUACAUUUGAAGUCACCUUAUUUUGUAUUAAGUUAUAAAUUUUCGAAAAAAAAACCAAAACAAGUGGGUAUUGUGGCACAUUAAUUUUGUACUGGUAUGAAAUAUAUAGCUAUUAAGCUAUGGUUUUCCUUUCAGCCCAUUUGUUCCAUCCUAAUGCAAAUCUGAUUGUUUUUAUUAGGUUGUAUUUUUUCUACAUAUGUAUACAAUUUCCAAAUAUUAUGAUUGGGUAAAUUGCGAAAUGUAAGCAUUGACUUGAUUCUGAUAUUUAGAAUUUUGGAAUAAAAUACCUCUUAAUCAACAGGA